Messenger RNA from Eruca vesicaria subsp. sativa (arugula), 899 nucleotides. The record is from the annotation of a GenBank genome assembly. Lineage: Eukaryota; Viridiplantae; Streptophyta; Magnoliopsida; Brassicales; Brassicaceae.
CGACUUUUCUUCCCCUUUUUAAACACUUCAAACAUACACAUUCAUUCCCAAACUCCAAGCCCAUACAUCCACAUACACUGCUUAGUAUUAACUAUAGUUUCACCACCAUCUAGCUUUACCAGAAAUGGAGGGUCAGAGAUCAUCACAACGCUGGGGUUACUUGAAAGACAAGGCUAUUAUCUCCAACCUUGAUGAAGAAGAAAUGGAGAAUGGCAUGGAUGGAGAGGAGGAUGAUGAAGACAAAAGGAAGAGAGUGAUGGAAAGAGCUAGAGGUCCCUUACGGCUGUGCCUGGUUGAUAGGUGCACUGCUAACUUAAAUGAGGCUAAGCAGUAUUACCGCAGACACAAAGUCUGUGAAGUUCAUGCAAAGGCAUCUUCUGCAACUGUUGCAGGAGUCAAGCAACGUUUUUGUCAACAAUGCAGCAGGUUUCACGAGCUACCAGAGUUUGAUGAAACUAAAAGAAGUUGCCGGAGGCGCUUAGCUGGACACAAUGAGAGGAGGAGGAAAAUUUCUGGUGACAGUUUAGGAGAAGGUUCAAGCCGGAGAGGGUUUACCUUGACCCAGCCUCAAGAAAGAAACAGGAUAGAGAUGAAACUUCCUAUGACCAGCUCAUCGUUCAAGAGACCACAGAUCAGAUAAACAAUGUCAACACACCCAACCGCUCUCUCUCUUCUGUCAUCUACUUAUGUUUUUAUAUCUACUUUCUCUAAUUAUCCAAAUAAUGACAUCUAACCAUGUCAAGAAAAGUGAAUGGUGGUAUUCUCCUACACCUAUAUAUUACCACAAAAACUCUAGUAUCCACAACAAGUGUAGAAGACUUUGUCAUACUCGUGUCUAAUUAUGUUUAGUACUCUUGUAUGUUUCAAGAAAUGACUAUGUUAUGUUCUUUUACUCUCAA